CCAAAUAAUUUGAAGAGAGCGAUGCUACUUGAAGAGAACAGUUUGUUCUGGAAAGUGCUGCCUUUUUUAGAAAAUAAGUUUACUGUGGCUAUUGUUUCUUCUUGUGUUUGUCUAUUUCUGUUGAUUUGUAUUUGGGUUUUAUAUGUCAAGAGACACUAUUCUCCUGUGCGUUCGAAAAUAUUAAUUGUUGGGCGCUCUGGCGAAGACGAACAACCUGGUAGUGGAAAAUCUACCCUUUAUCACGUAUUAAGAACAGGAAAAGCUCCCAAAUUUCAGUCUGUAACUUCCAUGGUUCCUAAUGAAGGUACUUUUAUUCCCCGUGGCUCGAAGACUUUGAAGGAAGCGAACUUUGUUGAUUUUCCCGGUAACGAAAGACUGAAAACUGAAUUGGAAGAUCAGGUCCUUCACGCUAAGGUUAUUAUCUACGUCUUAGAUGUAUCAAGGUUGGAAACGGAAAUAAGAAAAGAAGCAAUUUCCGUUUACAAUAUCUUCAAGUUGCUUAAGAAGCGGAACCGGAAGGCCAUCCCCAUUCUGAUAUUUUGUAACAAGAUAGAUUUAUGUGAAAGCUUUCCACUCGAUAAAGUUAGACAAAUACUAGGAGAAGAAAUAUUAAAGUAUCAGAGAGAAGUGGCUCCUUCAGGUGGAGAUGAAUCGGUUUUAGCAACGAAUAUAGACUCUUUGCUAGCGUGUUCACAAUAUGUGGUUUCCUUUGAAAGUGGUUCAGCUGCACAAGGCGUAGUAGAACCAGUUAUUCACUUUUUAGACAGGAUUUAAAAGAUUUGUAAAAGUUUGUUCAAAGUAAAUGGCGACAUCUCAAUGUGCGGAGAUAUUCCAAGUAAUACAAUUGGAAUGUAAAGUUCUUCGUUAAGAUUCAAUAUAUGACUGAGAAAUAAAUAAAGAAAUGAAAAU
Messenger RNA from Galdieria sulphuraria, 909 nucleotides. Its product is annotated as signal recognition particle receptor subunit beta. The record is from RefSeq and is a predicted model, not a curated record. Bases 22 to 774 code for a protein of 250 amino acids. The transcript has a single exon. NCBI's taxonomy places the organism in Eukaryota, Rhodophyta, Bangiophyceae, Galdieriales, Galdieriaceae.